Ceratina calcarata is the source of this 652-nucleotide messenger RNA. Its product is annotated as aminopeptidase Q-like. The annotation marks the transcript as partial. The record is from RefSeq and is a predicted model, not a curated record. The transcript has 4 exons. NCBI's taxonomy places the organism in Eukaryota, Metazoa, Arthropoda, Insecta, Hymenoptera, Apidae. Gene Ontology annotation, cellular component: cytoplasm; membrane. Gene Ontology annotation, biological process: peptide catabolic process; proteolysis. Gene Ontology annotation, molecular function: peptide binding; zinc ion binding; metalloaminopeptidase activity.
AUGCUCAGAGUAGAAGCAAUGAGAUGGGCCUGCGAAGCUGGCGUCGAGAAGUGCACAUCCUAUGCUGAGAAAACAUAUCAACAAUGGCUCAAAAAUCCUGAGAUGAAAUUGGACGUUAAUCUGAAGACGGAAAUUCUUUGCGCUGGGGUCAGGAAGGCGAGCGAGAGCGAGUGGACUGAUACUCUGGAGUACAUAAUUACAUCUAAGCUCGAUGAGGACGAUAAAAAGGAUCUACUGAUGGCCCUAGCCUGUUCCAAUUCCUCUGAGAUUCUGAUGACAUACUUAAACUCAACUCUCGAGCCAAGCUACCCGAUUGAUUUCAAGACCGGCGUGAAAAACGUGGUGUCCAAAUAUCCGGCUGGUGCCGAACUUGUUUCGAAGUUCCUGUUCAAAGAAAACAAACGCAUCAGGCAAAUAGCGAAUUUCGAAUCCGUCAUAGAAGACGUCGCUUCAAUAAUUGGUGGUGCAGUUACGACUCAAGAGCAGCAUUUUGAACUGAAUGCAUUUUUCAUGGAAAGACAACUGAUGCAUCAGCUGAUACAUGCCACGGUAGAUGCGACAACAAACAUGAUAUGGAUUAUGAAGUACAGGUCAACUAUAGAUGAAUGGUUGGGCGCUAACAGUAAUUUAUUUGAGAACCCCGAUAACGGAG